AUGUUUUCAGCCCGCCUCGUCCGAUCUCUCGCCCCGCUGGCGCGGCCAAGCGGCCUCGCAGCCCAGGCCGCGUUCCGGGGUUUUCACUCAACGCCUGCGCGGAGGAUCGUCCACGAGGUUAAAAGUGCGGAGGAGUUCCAAAAGGUCGUGUCGGAGAAUGAAAACGUCAUCGUCGACUGCUUCGCGACGUGGUGCGGGCCGUGCAAGGCUAUUGCGCCCAUCCUGGCAAAACAUUCCGAGGAGGCCGAAUUCAAGGACAAGGUGCAUUUCGUCAAGUUUGACGUCGACGAAGUGCAGGCUGUGACGCAAGCGCUGGGCGUGCGGGCAAUGCCGACGUUCUUCUUCUUCAAGGGCGGGAAAAAGGUUGGCGAGGUGGUGGGCGCCAACCCGCCGGCGCUGGUCGAGGGUCUGCGGAACCUCCUCAAGUAA
Messenger RNA from Purpureocillium lilacinum, 429 nucleotides. RefSeq names its product cytoplasmic thioredoxin isoenzyme 2. The record is from RefSeq and is a predicted model, not a curated record. Lineage: Eukaryota; Fungi; Ascomycota; Sordariomycetes; Hypocreales; Ophiocordycipitaceae. Gene Ontology annotation, cellular component: cytosol. Gene Ontology annotation, molecular function: protein-disulfide reductase activity.